ACAGUGAUUGGGACUAUAGUGUGCCAGAGUUAAACAUAAAUUAAACAGCGGAAAAGGAAAGAAGAGAAGUAAUACAGUGUAGUAAUAACCAGCUAGCAAACAUUUCAAAACAGCCGCAUAAUCUUAUUAAGUAAGGUAACACGAUAUAUAGUUGCCGUUCUCCCUAUUAGGUGUCUCCAGGAAAAUUCUUUAAAAUUCCCGAUAUCAUGCGGAGUAGCAACUAAACCUGUGAGUUAGUACUAAAUAAUGUCGACCUUCAACAGUAUCCUCCCUAAACAAGUAAACUGCCUACUUCGCGAUUUUCCUUUCUUUGAGGAAUUAAUAUCUAGAUGUUACACCAGGUUUAUUAGCAGCUAGCGAAGCCUCCCUAAUAAAAUUCAUCCCCACUAUACCGAACUAAUUACCUUAAUAUUAUAAUGUUACUUGAAACCUAAAGUAAUUCAGUUCCCCAUGAGCAAGGCGAUCCCCACAAGUCCGUAAUGCCGUAGAACUAAAAUGAAAAACGAAAGCGAAUCGCCCGAGAAGAACUUAGAAGAAGGGACGUCGCUGAGCAAACGCGCUAAGAAGAUUCUGAUACCUCCAAAUUCACCAAAAAGUGUUAAAACGAAACGGGCGAAUUUUCUAAUCAGGAAAUUGAAGUUGAAAUCAAAAAGUGUACCUGUUAGAGCUGAGUUGGCAGAAAUUGCUCAACCUUCUCAAAGCAGCUCGCCCCAACCAGCUGAAAGACAAACUCCAGAAGGGGACGAAAAUUUUCGAUUGGCAAAGGCUGCAUCUGAGACGAAUCUACAGGACUCUUGGAAAAGUUCGGAAACCAUUGAGAAGGACAUAACUUCUGCUACAUCAUUUACCAAAAGCGAAAUCAGUGUUGAUUACUCGGAGUUCUACGUCAGUUCGGAGCCGAGAAAAAGUAUUCUAGAACGCGCUAAAUCGCUGGAGAAUUUGAGGAAAAUGCCUGCCUAUGGAGAACUUAUUUUGGAUUCGGCCGCUCUUGUGUCCAAUGCAAAUGCGAACAAACCUAAAGACCAUUUGUAUAAGAUUCUGGUUAUUGGAGACCUCGGAACUGGAAAAACCUCCAUAAUUAAGCGAUAUGUGAAUAGGUUUUUCACCCAGCAUUACCGUGCAACUAUUGGUGUGGAUUUCGCAUUGAAAGUGCUAAAAUGGGACGAGAAUACGCUUAUACGGCUUCAGCUAUGGGAUAUCGCCGGGCAAGAAAGGUACGGUAACAUGACAAGGGUCUACUACAAAGAGGCAGUAGGAGCGUUUAUAGUAUUUGAUGUCACUAGAAGAAAUACAUUUGAAUCCGUAGCUAACUGGAAAACAGAUCUGGACUCUAAAGUGCAACUUCCUGAUGGUUCCCCUUUACCUUGCGUCUUACUAGCGAAUAAAUGUGAUCAGCAAAAAGAAGGAUUGGUAACAAACCCAGCCAAAAUGGAUGAAUAUUGUCGCGAAAAUAACUUUGCUGCAUGGUUCGAAACAUCAGCAAAAGAUAAUAUUAAUAUUGAUGAAGCCGCUAGGGCCCUAGUUGAAAAGGUUCUGGAAAAAGAUAGUAUAAUAAAUAGCGAGAAAAAGAACGAUACUUUUUCAAUAACCAGAGACUCAAAUGAAUCGAGUGAAAAAAAGUGUGCAUGUUGAUUGUUGAUGACAAUUCCAUUAUUUCUAUAACUAUUUUAUAAACACGUAACUUUAGUGUAGUUGUGUUGUACUAGCAAAUUUUAAUUUUAUUUAGUGUUUUAUUCAAAUAUGAUAUUAUAAUAAUCCUUGAUUUGAAA
This is a messenger RNA of Dendroctonus ponderosae (mountain pine beetle), 1769 nucleotides long. It is a transcript of the gene Rab32, whose product is annotated as ras-related protein Rab-32. Gene Ontology annotation, biological process: phagosome-lysosome fusion; endosome to lysosome transport. Gene Ontology annotation, cellular component: Golgi apparatus; late endosome; trans-Golgi network. The record is from RefSeq and is a predicted model, not a curated record. The transcript has 5 exons. NCBI's taxonomy places the organism in Eukaryota, Metazoa, Arthropoda, Insecta, Coleoptera, Curculionidae. The coding region runs from base 496 to 1632 and encodes 378 amino acids. Gene Ontology annotation, molecular function: GTPase activity; GTP binding.